Molecule: messenger RNA, 718 nt
Organism: Rhipicephalus microplus (southern cattle tick)
Lineage: Eukaryota; Metazoa; Arthropoda; Arachnida; Ixodida; Ixodidae
Product: baculoviral IAP repeat-containing protein 5
Source: RefSeq, a predicted model, not a curated record
UUGUAACGAUCGGGCUGUUUGCGUGAAAUUUGAAAGUGCUGCGGUGUCCUGUGGUUCCAGGCGUGCGUUUGUGACAGCUUCUGUCGAAAAGCGGUCCUGUGCGGCGCGAAGAGAAACUGUCUUCAAGCCGCAGCUUGCUGGUCAACUCUGCGCCAUGGUCGAAACGUCCAAACCGUCCGUCGACCUGUCCACCAAGUCGGUGCUGCUGGCGGCAACGGACGAAAACAUGAACCUCUACGAAAACCGCCUGGCUAGUUUCGAGAGUUGGCCGCUGACUGGCGACUGCGUCUGCACGCCAGCGAGGAUGGCAGCGGCUGGUUUUUACCACUGCCCCACGGAGAACGAACCAGAUCUGGCACGCUGUUACGUGUGCUUUAAGGAGCUGGACGGCUGGGAACCGAGCGACGACCCAGCCAAAGAGCACUCGCGCUCUGUGGACUGCGCUUUGGUUCGCUUGGGCAAAAAAAGUGAAGACAUGACAGCGCUGGACUUUCUCGGCCUCGAGAAGGCCCGCGCAAAGAACCGAGCCCGCAAAUUUCUCGAGCUAGCCGAGGCCGAAAUGGGAGAGGCCAUGCGCAAAGUCAAAUACGAACUGGACAAGGUGCGGAGGAAGAAGCGUUGACGGCCCGCCUGUGUGCUACGAGGCGUUCGCUGCUGUGUGCUCUUUCGAACUGUGUGAAACGAAGUCUUUUGAACUAAACUCUCUUUGUAUAUUCUU